AGCACGUCACUCGGCAACGACGCCGGUCAGCUCGCUAGAGUCGCCCGAUCGGUUCAGUCUGUCGCUUGAAUCGUACGCGCUUGUUCGUUACUUGUUACUCUGUAGCGUGCUCGGACCGAACUUUGUGCAAUCCUAGAUAAGUGUGGAUCGGAUUAUUUGCAGUGUGUGUGACGCUCAAUGACAUCGGAUGUGGAUUUUUUAGUGUUCACCUCAAUAUUUACCCAUACGGUUCCAAUAAUACGAGCCGAUGGUCCUUUUGAAUAGUAACAUGAAAAUUAAUGGUUGCUAGUAAGGAAGAAAAUUGAAAAUGACAAUCGACAAUGCUGGUCGUCCGCCUGCACCACGUCGAACAUCAACGUACAGAAGUUAUGACGAGCUCGGUAUAAUAGAUAGAGGAAGGCCUUUAAGAUAUCGCCAUGGUGGCGUCGAAGAUUUAUCCGGAAUAGAGCAUUUAAGACAUAGAACUUUCGGAGGUCAUGACAUGGAUAACAUAACUGUAAUAAGCUCUGAGGAAUUGCCCAAACCAAAAAGAAAGACUAUCGAAGGCUUGGCAAGUGGCUUCAGAAGGACAUUUUCUGUUCGUAGUAGUAGAAGAGAGCCUGAGGGUAUUCCCAUGGAUACUUUUAGUGUGACUUGUGAAGAAAAUUUUGCAACAGUGAGAGGUGCUCCAUUUGGGAGACGCAGAUCUUUAUCCAGGGACCGAGGGUCCUCAUUGCUUGGAAGAAGUUCUUCCGAAGGAGAUGUAAGGAUACCACUACCACGAGCUCCACCUGCCAAUCCGACUCCCAGAUUACACCGUUGUCUCCGCGCCCUUGGAGGAAGUUGGAAGAACCUUCUAUUAUUGGGCGGUAUGUCCCGCGGUGGCAGCGGCGCCGGGAAGACGGCGACUGCCAAGCGCGUGCCCCCACCAGCAGUUCCUGGAGAUGCGUUCGGCACACCACAGCACCGACACUCCGGGUCCAGCUUCGGCUCGCAAGGAUAUGCCUCCUGCGAGGAGCAGGCGUAUCCUCAGCCACCGGACACCCCUUCGCAUACCAGAGAUGAUCAUUCUGACUACGGCAGCACAGUGUCCGGGGUGUCUGGAGUGUCGGGAGCUAGUGGGAGUUUGGGCAAGAGUCCAGCAGGUGGUGGAACGUUCACCUUCCCUCCACCCACACAGCCGUUGACACAUAAAGCGGCGGUGUACUACCAUCAUCAGCUCGCACUGAGUGAUGACCAGGGGAUUGACAUGACCCAGAGUCCAGGCCGCGAUAGUCCAGGAUCAUCUUCAGGAUCAGCCGGCUCUGGCUCCCGUCAUUCCUCAGCGUCUCUCGACAGUGGCAGAGCGUCGGGUCGAAUGCCACACCACCACCACUCAGCUUGCCAUUGUGGGGACACCGUUGAUAGAGUGCGCGCGAUGAUAGCUCAAGGAUUACCGGACCCAGAUAUAAUACACGCAUGGUUAGCCGACUUACAAAUGGAGGAGUACGCAAGGUUGUUCAUAGAAGCGGGCUACGAUCUACCCACCGUCACCAGGAUGACGCCGGAGGACCUCACAGCUGUCGGCAUCAAGAAACCUAACCAUCGGAAGAGGUUAAAAGCUGAGCUCGCCAACUUGAAUGUGCCAGAUAACUUGCCUGAUUAUAUCCCGGGAUCUCUAGAAGAAUGGCUGCGCUUGCUGCGGCUGGAGGAGUACGGCCCCGCGCUGGUCGCGCAAGGCUACCGCACCGUGCAUGACGUCACGCAACUCGCGUGGGAGGAUUUAGAAGACAUGGGCAUUGUUCGUCUUGGUCAUCAGAAGAAAAUCCUCCUCGCAAUAAAAAGAGUGAAAGACAUCAGAGCAGGGAAGCGCAGCAUCAGUACCCAAGGAUCACUCGACUUCACACGAAUACCCGGACAGGAUUUAUAUCCGAGGGAGCAUUACCAGCCCUGGGAGAGACACGCGAGGAGUUACCAUAAACCCCCCGAUCUAAAGUUUGAUGCCAUUCCGACGCCCCUAUGUGGCACAGACUUGGUCCCCAUCCAGAUACGUCAUCCACGCGGCAAAUCGCUAGAAAGCUUAGAAGACCCAGCAGAAAGAACUUCCCACACAACAUUCUCCCCAGAAGCGGGGUUCUACUACGGGGGGCAAUGGCGACGCUCGUACGACGAUGGGGACAUCACACCAACUAAUGAUAGCUCAUACGAAGGCGGGGGAACUUUACCCCGUCCUAGAGGGCUCGUCAGACCCCGACCGGUAGCUAAAAUCCAAGCCACGCCCGCAUACAGAGAUAAAUCACCCGAUUACACGUAUGACGAAAUCGCGUACUCCGCAAGAUUACAACGUGUGGCGUACGGGGCGAGUCCGCACGUUGCGAGGAAACCUCCGCCAGAACCUCCUAAGCGACAAAGCUCUCAAUAUACCCCGUUCACAAGAUUCGGUCAGACAACGGUGGAAAUUCACCCGGAGAAGAGUCUUCCACUGAGUUUACCGGCGUAUCCCAGUUCGGAUUCUCUGAGCGUGUCUUUGGAUAGUACGGGGUUGCUCCCUCCGCCUCCCGCGCCGUCUUCCCCGCCGCGGAGGUAUGAAGAUGACAAGAUGAGAACCGGCUCCGAUGCUAGUUUUAAGUCAAGUUCCAGUACAGAAUCAGACAGCAUUCCAUUCGCAAAUGAAAAUGCGGGUACAAUAAAACAAAACCGCGGUCAAAUCACAGGCCGGCCGCACACUGUCGACUACGGCCGAUCAGGCAUCGGUCUAUCCAGCCUUCCCCCGCGGAACCCUGACAUCAAGUCCAACCAUCCCCUACCUGAACAUAAGGACGAAAACAAGAGCACGGAACCAGUUGAUGUUCUCAACGAUAUAGGCAACAUGUUAGCCAACCUAACAGACGAACUGGACGCCAUGUUGGAAGAAGAGAAACGUCAAGGCCUGACAGAUUCCUAAAACUGUUAAUAACUUUUAUUUAAAAUACUGUGUACUCGAAUACAAAAUUAAUUUUAAUAAAAACCUAUAAUUAUUAAAUUCCAAAGAUUAUACUCGAUCGGUACAAUAUUACAUUCACUAUUCCGUAUUCGAUAUGUGUAAUAUUGACAUUGAUGGUAGUCAACAAUAAAAAUACGUAUAGAAUUCGAAGCGGGAUCUGUUAAAUUCUAUUUGAAAAAGGUGUAAACUAUACGUCCGUGAUGUAAACUAGUUAAGGUGAUAUCGGACGGUUCAUCCAAGUGAAUUCACUCGAGUUAUUGUCUCAUUCUGUUUGACUCUAUGAUCGAGUCAUUAAGUUUUAUGUUUUUUCCUGUACCUAUCUAUUAUCUAUGAUUCAGAGGCUUCAUUUUGAUUGAAGGAUGCCAAGAGGAUGCCGAAUGAAAGAAAAAAUGAACUGUCUUAUAUCAUCUUAACAAAAACAAAUGUUUUUCAAUUCCUAAAGAAAUAAGUUAAGAAGUCAGCAAUAAUUCUGUAAAAGUUAUAAUUAUUAAAUUAUUAUUCGACGCCAAAGCAUUAUCACUAAAUGCCACAUUACUUAGACUAAGUACAUGUCUAGACAGACCCUCCGGCAAGAAAAAAAAUGAUGUUUUGACUUUUAAUUCCUAUUUUAAAUACAUACUACAAAUAAACCUUAUCACAAUCCUUUAAAGCUUUUUAAAAAUGAAGACUUGAAAAUUACAUGGUAAUGCUAUCUAUUCCCACGUAACUAUUGCGUAUGUAAUGCGUAAACUGAACCGAUUUUCGGAACAUAAGAAUAAAGCUAUUGAUAGUGUUAAUAUGGAUCAUGUACUUAUCAAGUAGAUAUAUAUUUACAUUUUUCUGUUUGUGAAUCUUUUAGUUUUCAGUGACCAAUAAUGAAAUAAUGUUGAAAUAAUUAUAAAACAAGCUCUAUCAAGGCUUUACUAUCGUAGGGACAUGGAUUUUGUAUGCGGGUUUCGCGGUAUUUUUACCGACUGCGCGCGCGCUUUCACUGCCUUCAUCCGUCGCAUUGCUCUUUCUUAUUUCUACUGUAUAUCGAUUAUACAAUAAAUACUAUUUUUCACAUUGAUAAACAUUACACAGUUUCUAUAACGCCACAUGGGGACUAAAAGAGGAGCAUAUAAAAACAUUAAUGUAUUGCUAUUUCAUUUGCACUUAUGUGACAUGCUUGAUGUACGUCUAUCAAAUAUUAAUCUGUCAGUCCUCUAGGCUUAGACAAUUUUAGCAUUUUAUACUGAUCAGUAGGUAUAUUGACGUUUAUAGGUUAUAAUUAUUAUUAUUUGUUUCUCUGUUUCAGACAUUUUUGUUGUUUUUUUAUUAUUUAAACUAAGUAGUUUCUUACUUUGGUAUAUUUAGUUACUUUCAUUUCCAUAUCAGCUGGGAAAGAUUAAAAAUUAGGUAUAGUCUGAUCCAAAAACAGAUGAAAAUGGCUAUUUUUGUAAAUAACGUUUACUUAAAAUUACUGUCAUAGAACGAAUAUAUCCAGUAGCUAGUUUUCCAUGUACAAUAAAAUUGUAGAGUACUUGUGUAGAAUAGACUAGUUAGAAUUUAUACAAAAUGAUAGCUCUAGAAAUAGUGUGACAAUUUAGGGAUUACAAGGAAUGUAUAAUAGCCCUUCAUGUAAGUAGGCAAAGGGCAGGUGAUAAGAAGAUUUACGUCAUUCGAACAAUAUUUGAAAACUUAGCAACUUAACUUGAAAUCUACUUACGUAACCUGAAUGUCUAAGAAAAACUCUUUACGGUGCGUUUUCACUGAAGAAGAGCGGAGUGGAGACGUGAUCAAUAGACUAAUCAAAUUAUUGCUAAUGACGUGAUAACUUUAUCUCGUCAUCUUUCAAUAAUCUAAUCGGUUGAAGAGUGAAAACGUACGUGUCUGCUCCGCUCUACUUUAGUGGAAUCGUAUCCUUAAAUAUAUUUUUUAAUUUAUAUUUAGUGCAAAAUAUUUUUAUGUACCUACCAUCGGGUAGGUACAUAAAAAUAUUUUUCCAUUGUAGUGAGAGGAAAGUGUAAAGCUUUAAAUAAAAAGUCAAAUUUUGAAAAAAUUAAUAAAUAAAAUACUUACUUUUCAAAAAUGAUGUCGUAAAUCUUCGAGUCACAAGCUAUUAAUUUUGUCUACACAUACCUACCUAGUUAUAAAUCUCAUACACUUUACAAACUUUUGAUUGUGUUAUGUAUGUAAUUUCAUGCUAACUCAUUGUUAGUCGUCAAAGUCUAUGAAUGGCAAUCGAUACGCUAGUUUUGAUGAAUGCUAGGCUUUUCAAGAGAAGCGCUCUUUAAUAUUUUGCGAACUUGCAUAAACUACCCAAACUGAUAUAGGUAAUAAAACACUUGGGCUUUUGUUGGCGCUAAAUGUAAAAAUUAUUAAAAAUAAAGAUUUCAUAUAUUGAACAUGAAAAUUUUUAUCAAUCAAAAAAAAAAUCUGAUGCGCGCCAGAAGGCACUCUGCUCAUACAUUUUGUACUAUACCCCGCAGACACGUACGCUUCAGAUUUUUGCAAUGUGAGUAGGACGGAAAAAUUUCUGAAAAUUUCUGAUAUUAUGCACCCGUAACAUAAAAAAUGUGGUGAUGUUGUUUAUAACUAUUAUGGUUACAACAUUUUCUAAAUUUUCUCAAACAUCUCUAUCCUCCAAUAAUAAUAAUAUCUCCAUACCCAACUUUAAUAAGUAUUUGUUAAUAUGAUUAAAUUAACGUAACUAUAUCAUCUCUAGAUUUUUUUGUUUUUAUAUGUUUAUUCAUUUUAAAGUGAUAGACAUGCAGUGGCCAUAUUACUAAAGUAGUGCUUAACGAACCACACACAAGUAAAGAUACUAUAGAUACAAACAAGGGUUUUUUUUUUAAAUUGAGAUAAAAAUGUUUUCAAAUUCGUUACCUACAAAAAAUGAUUAUCAAAAUAGUUCACAUAAUUCAAUAUUUUUUACCCAUAGCUAACAUGACACAUAAAUACAAUAAAUAACUCUAGUAUCUAAUGUAGCAUAUUAUCAAAUAUUUUUAGCUUUGUACUGUAAAUAAAUUUAGGUAGAGAUCAGUGUUUAUAUACAGUCUCCUUUGAUACCUAACAAACAAGUCUUAUUUAGAACUUUUGUAUACUUACAUUUAUUAUUAAAAUAAACCGUCACUUUAUGUUACUUUUAUUUUUAUUAAUUCUACUAGGGUCGCUAGAAUAGGACGGUGCUAGAGAUAAAAUUGUAAAGCAAACCAUUUUUACAUGAUUAUUGUUUUUUUUGAUUCUAAAUAUAUAAAUAAUAACUUUUUUCUGUGAACUAGUCAAAAUUUUCUUUUCAGUGGCGGUUAUGUAAAGUAAUGUAUGGACUAUUACUGAAAGCAGCUUAUAAUUAUCUUAUUUUAUAGUUCAGUUCUUAUUUGAAUAAAUAUUUGUAAUAUUUAA
Molecule: messenger RNA, 6304 nt
Organism: Maniola jurtina (meadow brown)
Lineage: Eukaryota; Metazoa; Arthropoda; Insecta; Lepidoptera; Nymphalidae
Gene: ckn
Product: caskin-1
Exons: 11
Coding region: 308-2902 (864 amino acids)
Biological process (GO): cell surface receptor protein tyrosine phosphatase signaling pathway; axonogenesis
Cellular component (GO): axon; focal adhesion
Molecular function (GO): signaling adaptor activity; protein phosphatase binding
Source: RefSeq, a predicted model, not a curated record